Eremomyces bilateralis CBS 781.70 is the source of this 3186-nucleotide messenger RNA. RefSeq lists its product as uncharacterized. The record is from RefSeq and is a predicted model, not a curated record. Gene Ontology annotation, biological process: regulation of chromosome condensation. NCBI's taxonomy places the organism in Eukaryota, Fungi, Ascomycota, Dothideomycetes, Eremomycetales, Eremomycetaceae. The transcript has a single exon. The coding region runs from base 214 to 3186 and encodes 990 amino acids.
CUCCAUCCCACACCCAUCCGAUCCUCCAUCCAAAUCCAUCUUGUAUCUAUACUUCUGUCACGCCCCAUUCCAGUCUUUGUCCGCCACCCCCGCCGUUUCUGGAACCCUCCCGGCGCCUUGUACUUGACGCUUGGUGGAUCGCUUUUGGAACGUGCUGUUGGAGAUGUUCUAUUAGGAUCCUGGGCUGUUGAAGUGUAAUAUACAUCAAAGGGAAUGAGACACGGUGUCGCCAUGGCCACGCGAUCGAACGGAAGCAUGACCACCAUGUCUUCGACCGCUCCCCAACGACGAAACGACCUCUCCACCCACGGCAGAUCAUCUAGUCGGAGCGCAAAGUUGAGCGGCGAGGAGGCCUCAUCUUCGACGGCACAUAAGUCGCGUAACGCUCCGGAAGCGACAGGAAGGUUAAAGAGGAAUGCUGCCACCGUAGAGCAACCAUCGAAGCCGGCGCCAGGGAAGCUGUUGCGCCCUCCACAAAAGAAGGUGGUGUCGGAAAGCUCCUCGGUCUUCGAUGUUCCCUCGUCGGAUGACGAACCUACCCCGAAACCAACUACACGGAGAGCACUUCCAUUAGGUCGACCUCGUGCCCCAGUUCCAACUCAAUCAAGACGCAAAACACCCGAGCGACAAGUGAGCGACGCGAAGGUCCAGAAGGUUCAGAAGUCGACACUCGUACCACAGGCGUGGGUCUCCCGUCCUAUCACCGAGAAGCCGGUCAAGGAAUCAUCUGACCCAUACUCGAUCCAUUCAACCAGUUCUGAACACGAAUCAGAUAUGGCGGCGAAAUCGGCCAUGAAGCGUAAAGUUAGCGAUGCGCCACAAAGAACCGAUACGUCUGGCGUAGUCAAGAAACCGCGAAGGAUCGGAGUGAGUGAAACGAAAGCUCGUUCACUUGGAUCACAAGCAAAAUCUGCCCCAGAAGCGCUACGCAAAAUGGUGUCUAGAGACCGGCAGAGUGCCAGAGUAACUUCUGCAAAAGCGGCGCAAGGCGCCCACUACUCCCCAGGACUCACUUCUGACGACACUGGUAUCACUCCAUCCACACCACCAGCACGUCAGAGUGACUCUGAAGCAUCGAACAGUCAUGCUCCAGGUACCAUCACUCCGAAACAGAAAGAGCUGUGGUCAGCCUUACUAGAGUCCCCAGAGACUCCUAACAGGGAAGAACUCCAGCGACUGCGGCUAAGCGAGAAGAAAGUCGCAUUUCUUCACCGGUCGUCGUCGGAUAUUCCGAAGAGAUCACGACUGAUUGACAGCUUGAGACUACACGGCUCGGCAUCAAACGAAUCCGAAGAGGAGGAUGACGAUGACGAGAAAAUGGAGGAGGCAGACGGCACACCCAGGAGAGGCGGGAAGAGGAAGGUUCAGGAAGCGUUCGAGACGAGAAAUGCGAAAGUCACUCAAAAUAGCCAUGUUCGGACGUUUGUUUCUAGUGCCGGUGCUCGGAUGACCUACGGAGAGACGCGCACCCUUCUACAAGAGGAUCCGAAAACCUUCGAGGAGCAACUCGACGAUAUGUUCCCGGACCCCGUCCCAUUGAGCAGCCAGCCCAUCGACGAGGAACUAGAAGACCCCCAAGGCGCCAUGCGGUCGGUCCACGAACUCCGCGCCGCAGGCGGAAGCCAACGGUUCGCGGAAGACCUUGAGGCCCUGCUGGAGGACAUCUCCGCCACCACGCCCGGGUCGACCGGCCGGAAGCGGAGCGCCAUGUGCGAGCUAGCUGAGAAAUGCGCGGAUAAGGACUUCGUCGAGCGCAUGUGCACCACGGGGUUCAUCGGCCGCAUGUUCGAGAUCGGCGCGUCGGAAACGGAUACGAUCGUGCUGUUUGCGUGGGGCAUCGCCGUGGCGCUGGCGUUGAAAUUGGGGACGAGCGGCAUCGUGGCGCAAGGAGCGUGGGAGGCUUCGCAUCGGAUGGAGCAGUCCUAUGGAUCACUGUCGAGGCUUUUGGACAUGGACGCUGAUAUCGUACGGAUCGGCAAGGAUCGAAAGACGAAUAUGUCUCGCGCGUCUCAGAUUUCACUUGCGCAGUUCAAGGAGUUUGUGUUGAAGGGAGUGCUCUUCCAAAAUGGCACACCGCAGCAGACAACCUUGAGUCCCCGAGACGUGACGCUCCGGUUUCUGGAGUCGCUGCUUCGAAAACUCCGCAAGUCCGGGAUCCGAGACACGAUCCUGGACGAGCAAGUGGUUGCGAAGAUUAUCGAGAUCGCCCAAAAGAGCCUGAAAUCGCCUGGGCCUCGUGACCACUGCAUCUCCAUCCUCGAGUUCGAAUCCGGGUCCGGCAAGUCGUUCCCCACCGAGCAGAUCCACGCGAUCGUCACCGUGAUCACCUCCAUCCUCUCCAUGGACGAAACCUACAACACCACCUCCGACCUCCUCGAGCUCACCCUCCGCCUCAUCCUCAACCUCACCAACAACGAACCUACCGCCUGCGCCAUCUUCUCCUCUCCCGCCUCCCCCAUCAUCCUCCAACUCCUCACCUCCACCGUCCACCUCUUCUCCACCUGCACCUCCAUCGCCACCUCUCCUACACCCCCCUCCGCCACCCACCUCGUCUCCAUCGACCGCCUCAUCCUCACACUCGGCGCGACCAUCAACCUAGCCGAAUUCUCCGAUCCGGCCCGCCGCGCCGCCCUCUCCCCCGUUCCCCCUUCAAACCACCAACCCAACCCCCCCAAACCACCAACCACCAUCCUCUCCUCCCUCCUCCACACCUUCCUCGCCGGCCGCGCCCACCUCGCCGCCGCUACCAUCGACGACCUGCAAGCCGAAUCCACGAAACAACACAGCUCCUUCUCGCAACUGCAGAUCGCGCACGGAUACCUCGCCGUGCUGCUCGGGAACCUGUGCCAGUGCCCCGCGGUGCUGAGCGCCGUGCGGGAGGAGUUGGCGCGCACGACGCGGCCGGGGCAGUCCGGGGGGAGGGAGACGGACACGGGGUUGCGGGUGUUGAUGAAGGCGGUGCGGGAGUUUAUUACGGUGUAUCGCGCGGCGAAUGGGGCGGGGAGCGGGGGGCAUGGGGAGGAGGAGGGGCAGGAAGAGGGGGAGGCUGGAGAGGAGAUGGUGUGGGAUGGGAUGGGAAGUGGGCGGGGGAGGGGGAAGGGUGGGACAGAGGAGGAUGAGACGUGGAGGGCGUGGACGGUGAGGUUGGAGGGGGUGGUGAGGAAGUUGGAGGAGGCGGAGGGGUGA